AUGACAUUCUCCAUUUUUCACUACUGUCCAAUCAAAUCUGGAAGACAACCAAAUAACUACAGGAAUCAAUCCAAGUGGACAAGUGAGAAAUGGCAAAAUCCAAUCAAAUCUGGGAGACUACCAAAUAACUACAGGAAUCAAUCCAAGUGGACAAGUGACAAAUGGCAAAAUCCAAUCAAAUCUGGGAGACUACCAAAUGACUACAGGAAUCAAUCCAAGUGGACAAGUGACAAAUGGCAAAAUCCAAUCAAAUCUGGAAGACUACCAAAUAACUACAGGAAUCAAUCCAAGUGGACAAGUGACAAAUGGCAAAAUCCAAUCAAAUCUGGAAGACAACCAAAUAACUACAGGAAUCAAUCCAAGUGGACAAGUGAGAAAUGGCAAAAUCCAAUCAAAUCUGGGAGACUACCAAAUAACUACAGGAAUCAAUCCAAGUGGACAAGUGAGAAAUGGCAAAAUCCAAUCAAAUCUGGAAGACUACCAAAUAACUACAGGAAUCAAUCCAAGAAUCAAUCCAAGUGGACAAGUGACAAAUGGCAAAAUCCAAUCAAAUCUGGAAGACUACCAAAUAACUACAGGAAUCAAUCCAAGUGGAUAAGUGAGAAAUGGAAAAAUCCAAUCAAAUCUGGAAGACAACCAAAUAACUACAGGAAUCAAUCCAAGUGGAUAAGUGAGAAAUGGAAAAAUCCAAUCAAAUCUGGAAGACUACCAAAUAACUACAGGAAUCAAUCCAAGUGGAUAAGUGAGAAAUGGAAAAAUCCAAUCAAAUCUGGAAGACAACCAAAUGACUACAGGAAUCAAUCCAAGUGGACAAGUGAGAAAUGGAAAAAUCCAAUCAAAUCUGGAAGACUACCAAAUAACUACAGGAAUCAAUCCAAGUGGAUAAGUGAGAAAUGGAAAAAUCCAAUCAAAUCUGGAAGACUACCAAAUAACUACAGGAAUCAAUCCAAGUGGAUAAGUGAGAAAUGGCAAAAUCCAAUCAAAUCUGGAAGACUACCAAAUGACUACAGGAAUCAAUCCAAGUGGACAAGUGACAAAUGGCAAAAUCUAAUCAAAUCUGGAAGACAACCAAAUAACUACAGGAAUCAAUCCAAGUGGAUAAGUGAGAAAUGGAAAAAUCCAAUCAAAUCUGGAAGACUACCAAAUGACUACAGGAAUCAAUCCAAGUGGACAAGUGACAAAUGGCAAAAUCUAAUCAAAUCUGGAAGACUACCAAAUAACUACAGGAAUCAUUCCAAGUGGACAAGUGAGAAAUGGCAAAAUCUAAUCAAAUCUGGAAGACUACCAAAUGACUACAGGAAUCAAUCCAAGUGGACAAGUGAGAAAUGGCAAAAUCCAAUCAAAUCUGGAAGACUACCAAAUGACUACAGGAAUCAAUCCAAGUGGACAAGUGAGAAAUGGCAAAAUCCAAUCAAAUCUGGAAGACUACCAAAUGACUACAGGAAUCAAUCCAAGUGGACAAGUGAGAAAUGGCAAAAUCCAAUCAAAUCUGGAAGACUACCAAAUGACUACAGGAAUCAAUCCAAGUGGACAAGUGAGAAAUGGCAAAAUCCAAUCAAAUCUGGAAGACUACCAAAUAACUACAGGAAUCAAUCCAAGUGGACAAGUGAGAAAUGGCAAAAUCUAAUCAAAUCUGGAAGACUACCAAAUGACUACAGGAAUCAAUCCAAGAAUCAAUCCAAGUGGACAAGUGACAAAUGGCAAAAUCCAAUCAAAUCUGGAAGACUACCAAAUGACUACAGGAAUCAAUCCAAGUGGACAAGUGAGAAAUGGCAAAAUCUAAUCAAAUCUGGAAGACUACCAAAUGACUACAGGAAUCAAUCCAAGUGGACAAGUGAGAAAUGGCAAAAUCCAAUCAAAUCUGGAAGACUACCAAAUAACUACAGGAAUCAAUCCAAGUGGACAAGUGAGAAAUGGCAAAAUCCAAUCAAAUCUGGAAGACUACCAAAUGACUACAGGAAUCAAUCCAAGUGGACAAGUGAGAAAUGGCAAAAUCCAAUCAAAUCUGGGAGACUACCAAAUAACUACAGGAAUCAAUCCAAGUGGACAAGUGAGAAAUGGCAAAAUCUAAUCAAAUCUGGGAGACUACCAAAUAACUACAGGAAUCAAUCCAAGUGGAUAAGUGAGAAAUGGCAAAAUCCAAUCAAAUCUGGAAGACUACCAAAUGACUACAGGAAUCAAUCCAAGUGGACAAGUGAGAAAUGGCAAAAUCCAAUCAAAUCUGGAAGACAACCAAAUAACUACAGGAAUCAAUCCAAGUGGACAAGUGAGAAAUGGCAAAAUCUAAUCAAAUCUGGAAGACUACCAAAUAACUACAGGAAUCAAUCCAAGUGA
Messenger RNA from Mytilus trossulus (common blue mussel), 2334 nucleotides. RefSeq lists its product as uncharacterized. The record is from RefSeq and is a predicted model, not a curated record. Lineage: Eukaryota; Metazoa; Mollusca; Bivalvia; Mytilida; Mytilidae. The coding region runs from base 1 to 2334 and encodes 777 amino acids. The transcript has 3 exons.